AUGCAGCGUCCCAUUGUUCUUUCGGGUCACACCCGGUCUCUUAACCAAAUUAAGUUUAACCGCGAAGGUGAUCUCCUCUUCUCUGUCUCGAAGGACAAUCUUGUGAACGUGUGGUACACGCACAAUGGCGAGCGCCUAGGCACCUAUAAUGGACACAACGGUACAGUGUGGUCAGUCGAUGUGGACAAAAAAACUGUGCUUCUUGUCACUGGAUCUGCCGACAACCAGAUGCGUCUUUGGAACUGCAAGACAGGUGAAUGCCUGUACGUGUGGGAGUUCCCUACGGCUGCCAAGCGUGUCUGCUUCAACAGCGAUGGUACCCAAAUUCUUGUGAUUACGGAAGAGCGUAUGGGUUACCGUGGCGCCCUCCGUGUAUUCAAUAUCAAUCGCGAUCCCGCGUCGUGGACCAAGCAGGACUCGGAGCCGAUGCGCACGAUCACAUUUUCUGGCAGCAAGGCUACUGUGGCUGCAUUCGAUGCUCUGGACAAGCACAUUUUCACUGGUCACGAGAAUGGAAAGGUUGCUGUCUAUUCGCAUGAUGCAGAGGAGGGUGAGACUGGUAUCGACGCAGAGCUUGAAAUCCAUCAUGUCAAGGCGCACUCGGAAAAUGUGACGGAUCUCCAGUUCGGUGCAGACGCCACUUACUUUGUCACAUCGAGCAAGGACAAGUCGUCGAACAUUAUCGACGCAUUUACGCUUGAUAUCAUCAAAACGUACUCUACGGAUACGCCUCUGAACUCUGCUAUAAGCUUGCCCACGCGACCUUACGUGGUAGUCGGUGGUGGUCAAGAGGCUAUGAGUGUUACGACCACGUCCGCGCGCCAGGGAAAGUUCGAGUCUCGGUUCUGGCACAAAAUCUUUGCAGAGGAGUGCGCUCGCCUGCCUGGCCAUUUCGGUCCGAUCAACACACUUGCGGUACAUCCGACAGGCAACGCGUAUGCUAGCGGCGGUGAAGACGGUUAUGUUCGUAUUAAUUGGUUCGACGACUCUUUCUUUACCAGCAAGCCUUAUGGCGCUGACUUUGAGAUUGCGGAGGAAGACCAGUAG
Molecule: messenger RNA, 1047 nt
Organism: Malassezia sympodialis ATCC 42132
Lineage: Eukaryota; Fungi; Basidiomycota; Malasseziomycetes; Malasseziales; Malasseziaceae
Product: WD40 repeat domain-containing protein
Biological process (GO): cytoplasmic translational initiation
Cellular component (GO): cytoplasm; eukaryotic translation initiation factor 3 complex, eIF3m
Molecular function (GO): protein binding; RNA binding; translation initiation factor activity
Source: RefSeq, a predicted model, not a curated record